Messenger RNA from Gracilinanus agilis (Agile Gracile Mouse Opossum), 1438 nucleotides. It is a transcript of the gene S100PBP, whose product is annotated as S100P binding protein. Lineage: Eukaryota; Metazoa; Chordata; Mammalia; Didelphimorphia; Didelphidae. The record is from RefSeq and is a predicted model, not a curated record. The transcript is spliced from 5 exons. Gene Ontology annotation, molecular function: calcium-dependent protein binding. Gene Ontology annotation, cellular component: cytosol; nucleus. Bases 1 to 1317 code for a protein of 438 amino acids.
AUGACCUGCUCUCUAGACUCCUCUGGUGGUUUUGAUGCCUCUGGGCCUGAGCAGACUAAAAUUACAGCUCUCCUACCUAAAGACAGUGAUCCAGUCUCAUCCUGGGGUAGAUUUGGACAGGAUGAUGAUGGACUAGAUGACUCCUUACUGGAGCUUUCUGAGGGAGAGGAGGAUGAUGGUCACUUCAGUUACACAGAAGAAGAGAUUCAAGAGCUAUUGAAGGAUGAUGACUCACUAAAUGAACAGUCUCUGGGAGGAUUAAGAAAAGAUGCAGGUGGUCAAACUGAGAAGUUGGGGAGCUGUAGUGGUAUUUCAUUUGACUCUCCUCAAGAUAUAAAUGUACUUUGCAGCGUGGGACCCAGGGCUGGGCCAGCUAGCAUCCAUAAUCUACCUCAGAUAAACAUACCAACUAGGCACGCACCCACUCCAACCAAAUCACCUAGCAGACACUUUGUAUCAGAAAAAAAUCUCUUGAAAAUAACUGUUGUCCCACCUUUUAAUACAACAGUUUGUGAUGCGUUUGGUCCAAAAGAGACUGAGUCUUCUUCAAAAGAUGGUUCCAGUAAUGCAGACUGUUUGGGAACUCCCUCCUCCCUGGGGAAAGAUGGGAAUAGAGAAGGUCAUGGCCAGAAUGAUGGCAAAAUUUGCACUAAAGAAAUCAGCUCCUCUUGUUCUGUUUGGGAAGGGACUCCACCUCCUAAAGCUGGCCCUCCACAGGGGUCUCCUAGAGCAAAUGCAUCUAAUUGUGAAGAGUCUGUACCUGUAGCUUCUCCAACCUUGGAACCAACUAGACCAGAUGUGGCACUGCCUUCAGGCAAUGAUGGACACAAAUUAGGUGACACAGCUAGGCCUCCAGCUGUACAGUCUUCAUCUACCAAACCGGUCAAACUAGACAAGGAUUCUAAAAAGAAGGAAGGGUAUGAGAGAAGAUUAGGGAAAGUCAUUCCACUUCAACUGGCCAAAGCAAGGAGUAAGAUUCAGACAUUCUCGAAGACUGAGCUGGAACAGAAGAAGCAAAUUUAUCUUAAGAAUGUCAUUGCUCACUUAAAAAACCCUCUGGAAUCUAACCAAGGUGCCUUAGGUGAGUUAUGUGCCUUGAUGGAUCAAGUUGCUAAUGGGGAAUAUCAAAAGCAGAACCAGCGGUGGCAACACCCAUCAGACCUCACCAUGAGAAACUACCCCCGAUUCAGACAGAAGCCCUUACAGAGGUACAGCCUGACUCAGUGGGUGGACAGGAACCUUCGCAGCCAUCGUCGGUUCCAAGGCCUUGCUGAUCAGUUCCAACACACUCCAGUUGUUUCAUCCCCCCACCUAUGAAGGAGCUGCUCUAAGACACCCCAUCAGUAUUCAGAACAAUUUUUGUUCCUUUCCGUUUGCUUUAUAGACUUCUGAAUGAUUUUAUUUUAAUAAGACUUUUUAAUGACCAUGUCACCUUUGA